Messenger RNA from Sesamum indicum (sesame), 907 nucleotides. NCBI's taxonomy places the organism in Eukaryota, Viridiplantae, Streptophyta, Magnoliopsida, Lamiales, Pedaliaceae. The record is from RefSeq and is a predicted model, not a curated record.
UUUGAAGUUCUGUAUCAAUCUAAUAUGAACGUCGUCGCAGAGAGAUGGAGUCUAUUAGAGUAAUUGAGACGAGAAUACGAAACUGGUAAAAGAACACUACCAAACAAUCAAAGUCAUCAAGGCAUGAUCCGAUUAUCCUCUUUAUCAAAUAUGAUUUUCCCCACACGAGAAAAGUUGUAUUGUAUUGUUAGAUAUACAACACUGUCAACAUGACCAUAGCAAUCCCAUGAAGCAAACAUUGGUGAGUUGCCUAUUUAAGGCUGUGCUUGCACAUCAACUUUAUCCCAAGCACAUCUAUCACAGAACAGAUAACUCACAAAAUCCUUUUUAUCCUCUUCACCUCUACAGGAAAUUUUGCACUUAACAAAUGGCCUCAGAGCUAUCUGCUACUGUACCUCAAUCGUCACUUACCAACAUGGAUGAAUUUGAAGGGCUAGAAGUGACGGAAUUUGACCCAAACACACUCCAGGAGCUGCUAUACGAGCCCGCAGAGGAACUAGAGAGCGGUGCAGCAUUCAUGCAACCUAAGGAGGUUGACGGGACAAAUCUCAGUCCAACAGUGGAGAAUUACUGGGUUCUUGAGGAUAUCAAAGACGAUGUCCAAGAUUUCAAUUGGCUCUACAUGGUGGAGGAAACAGCUCCACCAUGCAAUGAUUUGGGAGCUUGGUAUGAAGACCAAUGCAUUGAAGAAUUAAGUGAAACUUUUGUAAUGGGAGAUUAUUCACUUUCCCACAAUGCAAUUCUGUGUGAUGAAAUUGGGUACAUAGGGUUGUGGCAAGAGAAUUAGCACUGGGAAUCCAUGUUUCAUGAAUCAAACCAGUAAGCAAAUUACCAAGGAUUCUUCAAAAGGCACCUUAUUCGAGUCUAGCAAAGAUCAAAAUAAAGAGAGAAUUUAUGUCACUAGAUA